Hypomesus transpacificus is the source of this 2268-nucleotide messenger RNA. RefSeq names its product histone acetyltransferase 1 (gene hat1). The record is from RefSeq and is a predicted model, not a curated record. Gene Ontology annotation, cellular component: nucleus. Lineage: Eukaryota; Metazoa; Chordata; Actinopteri; Osmeriformes; Osmeridae. Gene Ontology annotation, biological process: subtelomeric heterochromatin formation. The coding region runs from base 53 to 1294 and encodes 413 amino acids. Gene Ontology annotation, molecular function: histone H4 acetyltransferase activity; histone binding. The transcript has 11 exons.
ACACGUGGGUCGGAAGUGCUUUAGAUUUCGCGGGCCGUCAGUGACAACACAGAUGCAGUGUGCAGAAAUGGCGGGGAUGAACGCUAUGGAGAAGAAAUUGGCGGAGUACAAGUGUGACACCAAUGAAGCGAUAUGCCUGAAGCUGGUUCGCUUUCCAGAGGAUGUGGAUGACGAGGGUACAACAUUCCACCCUGAAUUCAGCCACCAGCUUUAUGGUGAUGACGAGGUGGCUUUUGGAUUUAAAGGCCUCCAGAUUCAGCUGUACUAUAGCGCAGGAAACCUGAGCACCCUUUUCAAAGUGAAAUAUUCUUCCAAGGUCACAGAGUCGUUCGACUGCGUGGAGCCUGACGACGUCGAGGGCAAGAUCCGUGACAUCAUCCCCUCUGGCUUCACCUGCAACACGGACGACUUUGUGUCCCUGCUGGAGAAGGAGGCCAACUUCAAGCCCUUUGGAAGCCUGCUCCAUACAUACACGGUCCACAGCGAGGAGGCAGGCCAGGACCUCACCUACCAGAUACACAAGGCAGACAUCACCAGCCCGGGGUUCAGAGAGUACCACGAGCGCCUGCAGACCUUCCUAAUGUGGUUCAUCGAGACGGCCAGCUUCAUCGACGCCGACGACGACCGCUGGGACUUCUUCCUCGUAUUCGAGAAGUACAAUAAGGAUGGGGAGACUCUGUUCGCAACUGUUGGCUACAUGACAGUUUAUAAUUACUACGUGUAUCCAGACAAAACCAGACCACGUGUCAGCCAGAUGCUGAUCCUGCCUCCGUUCCAGGGCGAGGGUCAUGGUGCCCAGCUGCUUGAGGCGGUGCACAGGUUCUACUGCACCCUACCCAAAGUACAGGACAUCACAGCGGAGGACCCCUCGGACAGCUACGUGACGCUGAGGGACUUUGUCCUGGUCAAGCUGUGCCACGCCCUGCCCUCCUUCUCCACAGACAAGCUGGCCCUCGGCUUCUCUGACGACAUGGGGACGGAGGCCCGCGACAAGCUCAAGAUCAACAAGAAGCACGCAAGGCGAGUGUACGAGAUUCUGCGUCUGAGAGCGACGGACAUGAGCGACGAGACCAAAUCCAAAGAUUACCGGCUGGAGGUCAAGAAGAGACUUUUCGGCCCCUACAAGAAGAACCAGAGAGACCUGACCAAGAUGAUGAAGUGCCUGAGGCCGGAGGAGCUGGCCUCUCACAUCAGUCAGAUGGACACCCAGCUGCAGCACGACGAGCUGGAGAAGAGCUACCAGGACCUGCUGGUGGAGUACAGGAGAGUCAUCGAGAGGCUAGCGCAGGCCUGAUCACGGGCCUGGGGCUGGGGGCCUGGGGCUCUCCCACACAGCAGGCGGGGUAAGACCCAUCCACAGAGGGCCUGUGUGGGUGAGGACUGGAGUUACACCCUCCCUCCCCCGUUUGACAUCAUUAAAAGAUCUUGAUCGAAAAGUAUUGUGUUGAUAUUGAAAAGUAGAAUCGGGAGUGUGUUUUCUUCGGUGGGGGGGUGGGAGGAGGGAGAAGAGGUGAAUGAUCUGCCCCCAUACUGGAGUGUGUUUUAUUCGGUGGGGGGGUGGGAGGAGGGAGAAGAGGUGAAUGAUCUGCCCCCAUACUGGAGUGUGUUUUCUUCGGUGGGGGGGUGGGAGGAGGGAGAAGAGGUGAAUGAUCUGCCCCCAGACUGGCCUUCUGGGGAUGUGAUUGGUUAACAGAAGGCCUUGGGGUUCCUUCCACUGAUGUUGAUGGAUGUACAGUACAGGAUGAACCUGCAGCUGGGAGGUCACGUGUGUCACGUGACAUCACCUGUCCCUCGUGUGUCACGUGACAUCACCUGUCCCUCGUGUGUCACGUGACAUCACCUGUCCCUCGUGUGUCACGUGACAUCACCUGUCCCUCGUGUGUCACGGGACAUCACCUGUCCCUCGUGUGUCACGCGACAUCACCUGUCCCUCGUGUGUCACGGGACAUCACCUGUCCCUCGUGUGUCACGCGACAUCACCUGUCCCUCGUGUGUCACGCGACAUCACCUGUCCCUCGUGUGUCACGGGACAUCACCUGUCCCUCGUGUCCAAUCACACUGCCUCAGCUUCAGCGAUUGCUAAUCAUGACCAGCUGAUAGGAUCACCAUCCGCCCAGUGAGAAAAUGCUUCCUUUUCAUAGUGAUACAGGGACCCCCCCCCCCCCCAACCACUCAGAAAAACACAAGAAAAACCUGUUGUCCCUUUUUCUUGAAGACAUGUUGGUUUUGAAGCACUUCAUAAUAAAAUAUUCAUGUUUUUGUACAUUC